Messenger RNA from Mercurialis annua (annual mercury), 10993 nucleotides. RefSeq lists its product as uncharacterized. The record is from RefSeq and is a predicted model, not a curated record. Gene Ontology annotation, biological process: protein retention in Golgi apparatus; protein targeting to vacuole. Lineage: Eukaryota; Viridiplantae; Streptophyta; Magnoliopsida; Malpighiales; Euphorbiaceae. The transcript has 49 exons. Gene Ontology annotation, cellular component: extrinsic component of membrane. The coding region runs from base 223 to 10869 and encodes 3548 amino acids.
UUGGAAAAUAUUAGAAAAACAACUACUGAUAAAAACAGUAAACAAGCUUCCAUAGUAAAAUCAAACAUGAGGUCAGUCAGCCUUGCACCGCAUCAGGAGGAGCGACAGCGGCCGUGACAAGCAGCAGCGGCAAACGGCAGCGUUUUAUAUUAGUAUUUCUGUCACGGCUCUUCAAGAAGUUGAUCAAUCGCAUGCAUUGCUGUCAGCUUAAGAGUGAGAAUAAUGUUUGAAGGAGUAGUUCAUAGAGUGUUGGUUGGUUAUCUAGGUCGUUAUGUCAAAAAUUUCCAAAAAGAUCAACUCAAGCUCAGUCUCUGGAACGAAGAAGUAUUGCUGGAGAAUGUUGAACUCAUUACUGAAGCAUUUGAUUAUCUUCAAUUGCCAUUUGCUAUUAAACAGGGUAGAGUUGGAAGGCUAAGUAUCAAAAUUUCAUGGAAAAAGCUUGGCUGGGAUUGCCCUAUCAUUAUUGUGUUGGAAGAUGUUUUCAUUUGCGUGUCUCAGCGAGAUGACCAUGAGUGGAAUAUGGAGGCAGUUGAAAGAAGGGAGUAUGCUGCCAAAAAGGCUCAGCUGGCUGCUGCUGAGCUUGCUAAAUUGUCACGCCGUGUAUGCGAUAAUCAAGCUGGCAAAUCAUUUAUUUCAUAUAUUACUGCAAAGGUUCUCGACAGCAUACAAAUGUCAAUUAGAAAUUUCCAUGUUCAGUACAGUGGAAUGCAUCUUAACUCGGUUUUAUUUGGAUUAAAGUUUUCUAGCUUGGUGAUUAAGCAAAAUGUGCUUGGGUCUUCAGUUGGGAAGAUGGGAGGGGGCCAAGCAAACAAAACUGUGGAUAUUGAAGGUUUGGAACUUUAUUGUACCACAUUCGAAGGAGUAAAGGAGUCUACUAGUUUGGAUGAUGGUGCACAUUCCACAUGCUGGUAUAAUGGAAGAUCUGAAGAUGUAAUGUCAGAUUAUUUGUUGCAGCCAUUUGACGUAGCAAUUUCCCUUAUGGUUAAUAGAGUAGGAAAGUUUGAUAAUGAUUUGGCACAAUAUUCAAUCAGAGCAGAGAUAACUGGCUUGGAUAUGUCUUUAGAUGAGGUUCAGUUGCAACAGAUGCUGAUUCUGUCUGAUUACAUAAGCAUCAGCCGUUUGAGGGAGAGGUAUGGAUGUUAUCGCCCAUGGGGUCAUUCCCUGUCAAGAAAACAUAAUAAUUGGCAAAUAACAUGGUGGCGCUAUGCUCAGGAAUCUGUCCUAUCAGAUGUCCGCAAGAAGUUGAAGAAAACGUCAUGGAGAUAUUUGGGAGAACGGCUGGAACGCCGUCGGAAGUAUAUUAACUUGUACAAGAUUAAACUGGACUUUCUUCAGCAAGAACAGUCAAUUGAUGAAUUUAUUGUUCGAGAAUUGGAGCAAAUGGAGAAAGAAUCUGAUAUAGAUGAUAUCUUAUGCUAUAGGUCGGCUGGUGAGCAUGAGCUGCAGGAAGUUUUAUCAAGAUCCUCAUCUUCAACAAAGGGAACAAACAGCUCCAAUUCCUUUGAUAAGUCACGCAAUGAUGAACUGUCAUCAGGCAGAUCCAAAGGAUGGCUAAAUUGGCUAUCCCGUGGCAUGCUUGGUGCUGGUGGAACAGAUGAUUCCACUCAAUUUUCUGGUAUUGUUUCUGAUGAAGUUGUGAAGGAUAUUUAUGAAGCUACAGAGUUCCAUCCUUUUGUAUCAUCUAGUGCGAAUGCGAAUGCUGAUGCAAGCGAUAAGAUGUUCGCAUUUGCAAUUAAGUUAAGCAUAGGUCAAGUUGCUGCAGCUCUUCAAAGCAAGUAUUUCAGUCAAAAAAUUGCUGUGCUGAAUUUGGAAAAUGCAGUUAUGGAAUGUAAACUUUGGGAUGAAGUAGCAGGAUUUAGUUUCUUCAUUAAUUCAGGAAAGGUGGUUUAUCCAUACAAUGGGAGAGUGGUUCUACAAAUAGGAAGGUCUCUCACAGAGAAAAAAUUACAGGAAGAUGAGCUAAUUCCAUGUAAAGUCCAAGUGGAUCUGUCACCAAAGCAAGAAGUUGAACUAUUAGUGAAGGUUAUGAUUCAACAUAUAGAAGUUACUUAUGAUGUGGAAUUUUUUCUAAAACUCAUGGAGUUCUUCAGUGUGUUGAAAUCUUUUGAACCUCAGCAAAGAAGAGUUUUUUUGUCCUUAAAUGGAUUUAAGGAUGUCAAAACACGCUUGUUAUCAAAGGCGGAAUAUGCUUUGUCAAAUCAGAAACAAACCAGUUGGGAUAUAAGCAUCUUGAAUAUUUCUAUUAAUCUUCUUGGGAGAGAUGCCAUUUUAGGCAACAUUCAUUUGGUUUUGAAUUUGGGCUCUCUUCUUUUUACGUCCAAACAUGACAUGGAGCCUGUCAUCUCUAAUAUUCAGGAACAAUCGUAUAUCCUGAAAAUGUUCUCAAAGUCAACUUCCGCUGCUAAUUGUUUGAAGGACUUCCAAAUUCAAGAUCUUUAUAAUAACUUUUCUGUCAAGCUUGAGAAUGUGGAGCUAAAGAUAGAGAUUCCGCAGCAUGCUCAAACACUCACUAUCUUGGAGAAAUUUUGUGCUUCUGUCACCUUUGCAGCUUGUAUAAUUUCUGAUGAACCCAAUUUGAAACAGUUGGAGGUCUAUGUGAUUCUGCCAUCAGUUGCUGCUAACUUUAAUGUGCCAAUUUAUGAAUCAACAGUAGCAUUGUUGGCACAUCUACACAGCCUUCAUUCAGCUACUAGAUCUCUAAUAUCCAAAAAUCCACAUUCACUUAAUGUCAUGGAAAAUCAAUCUGGGGCUUCCGUUGCUGGUUACUUAAUCACUACAAAAAUAAAUUCAUUGAGUUUCCUUGUUGACGUUGCAAAUUAUGGGGAAAGUAGCUGUCAGCUGAUGCUUUUCCUUCAAGAAUCAGAUAUUCGUUAUUCUCAUGCAGAAUUUGAAGAGUGUAUUGUUGAUACUAAAUUAUUAAAGGUCACGGCCUCCUCAUCAAAAGGUGAAAAUGAUGGCUGUAUUCUGUUCUCAUCUGGAAAUCAAUUUGCCUCUAGUGCGGGACAUCAUCAAAAUUUUGGAUUUGAUAGCAAUCAAGAUGAGAAUUGUAGUGACCUGAGACGAUUCUCUGAAGGUUUCUUUUAUUUGCAUUAUAAAGGUUAUAAAAGUGUAGAUUUUGUUUGCCAUGAGUAUACAAUCGGAUUGAAUGAUGUUAAUUUCCAUUGCUAUCCCCAUAUAUUUGGUAGGUUGAUUGCGUUCUAUGAAAGAUUAUCUUCAUAUGGUGCACAUCCCACCUGUGAUAAUCCCUUUAGUCAUUUCAUGGAUCAAAAGGAUCCACACAGAAGGCCUGAAUUUCAAUUUCAAAAGUUUGGUUACUCAAAUUUCUUUGCAAUGGAGUCUUCCGACUGUGCUGCUAUUUCUUUGGAAUCCUAUCCUUUCAUCACAAUUUCAAAUACUGGUUCUCUCCAUGACCUUGAAAGUUCACUUCUUUAUUCCAUUCCUGACUGGAGAAAAUCAUUUAAGCUAAGGGAUAGGAAAAUCAGAAGUUCAAAGUUCAGUCUAAAGGAAUCUAAACCUGGUCUUGCCUCACACGGGAUGCAUACAUCUGGAAUCAAUUCAUUUCCUAAAGCAGGAAGUUCACCUGAUCAGGAUAUUUGUAGUGUCAGUAUUAGUCUUUCUAGCAUAACAGUACAUUUCCAUGAUUCUUCUUGUAUUGUUGGAACCAUUACAAUUCCAACCUCUAGGUCUACUUGUUUAAUUUAUGCAGAAUACAUGGAUUUUAUGUGUUCUAUGGAGGGGCUAAUCCUCACAUCACCAUGGUGGACCAAAAAUUUCAAAGAUUAUCUUUGGGGUCCCUCAUUGUCAGAUCCAUCAUCUAUUCUAAAUUUGCGUGUUAGAAAAGGACAUGCUGGAUCAGUGAAUUCCCAACUUGAAGUUAGCAUUGGAAUUCAGCAUGUUUACUGCUUUCUGCCCCCUGAGUAUUUGGCUAUAAUAAUAGGCUAUUUCUCUUUAUCUGAUUGGAGUCCAAAAGCUAGUGUGCAGCCAGUUGGUGAAAAAAAUGAUUAUAUUGCAUCAAGACAAACCGAUUCAGUAGUUUAUAAGUUUGAGGUACUGGAUUCCAUAUUGAUUAUGCCUGUGGAGCAAGAUGAUCAUCAUUUUCUAAAGAUAGAACUUCAACAGCUGUACUGUAGCUUCAUUGUUGAUUGUUCUCCAGACUGUGUAAUGAAGGAAAUUCCUCAGGAGUGUUCGGUUCCUAUGCAUAAAGUUUACAAAGCAAAUGACUGUUUAAAUAUUUUCGGGAGAGAUUUAUUUCUAUCUUUAAUCAUGUGCGCGGAUGGUGAAUAUGGCUGCUUACUGCUAGAUGAAGAAGAUUCUGGAUGUGGCAAUAUCAUGCUAAUUGCACCACUUACUGUUGACAUUUGGGUUAGACUUCCAUGUGAAGAUAUACCCCAUAUCAGUAGCUCUGCUGCGUCCAUAUGUGUUAUGUCAAGGAUAGUCAAUUGUCAACUUGUUGCUGAUGAUUGCUACAUGCUGGAUGGAAUAGAGGCACUAGUGGAUGUUAUAAAUCAAUUCACUUCAGUUGGCGAUGAGUCAAAAUGUUUUACUUCUGAUGUCUUAUGCUUUUUUCAGUUGAAGAGAAGCCUGAAAGAGAGUGGUGAAGUUUUACCUGUUUGCUCAGGCACGUCCUUUACAGAAGCUCGAUGUUAUGCAAAUUCUGUGUCAAUAAUUUUGCAUCAACGAAGAAAGGACUCGAUGGCAUCACAACCAAUAGCCAAGGUUGAUAUGCAAUUUGAUUGCUCUGCAUCUUUAAUAAAUCAGACACCCACAUACUUCAACUUGAAUUUUUCUACCGUAGCACUUCAUUCACUGCUUAAUUCUGUCAUGAUAGCACAAUGUGCAAAUGAUUGUUCAGCUUCAUCAGCUCUUCGUAUAUGUUUCUCAAAGUCUGUUGAAGGUGCCAAUGAGUUUUGUAUUUCCCUUCCUUAUCUCAAUAUUUGGCUACAUGCUAUGGAAUGGUCCACACUCUCUGAUAUUUGCAAUUCAUAUUCGAAAAGAAUGGCUGAAACUAUUUUACUGGAGUCAUCAUUAAAAAAACAUUCGUUGAAAGAUACAGCAGAUCAUUCUGAAAGUGCAGCAGUUGCUGUUUCUCCAAGUUAUCCUCCAAAGAAAAGCACUGUGACUGAUUGUGUAAAUGAGCAUGCAGACCAGGAUUUGGUUGUCCUUUCUGUGAGGUCAGAAAAUGUUGGCCUCACAAUUCAUUUUCCUGUCCGCAAUAUUCAAACAUCACUUGGUGAAACAGGGACAAGUGAAGUCCAAGAUCAUGAAUCUCCUCAUGCUACUGAGGGGAAUUGUAAAUAUGUGGCAGUUACUACACAUAGUAGAAAUAUUGAACUAAUGAUGGCCGGUAAACUUGUGAAACUUAAUUUUGUUCUUGAGAAAAUAAGUGGUAACGUGGAGAUCAUGAAGGACCACAACGUUACGACUUGGCCUUUCUUUCAGAUUUCUGAAGUUAGCGUGGCGACUGAGAUCUGUAAUAAUCAGAUGGACCUUGUUGAUAUCAAACUGGAUGUUGAUGUUGGUCCUUUAGAUUUGUGGCUUUCUCAUCAAGUAUUAUGUUUCUGGUAUGGUGUACAGUGUGACAUUCCCAAAUCAGAAACUUCCCAAUCUUCAUUCGGAAGUGUGAGUUCAAAAAUGCAGCUAAAGAAAGUUUCACUGCUGAUAUCUGAUGAAAGGUGGAGCUGUGGUGGACCUUUGUUACAAGUUCUCAUGAGGAACUCUCUAUUACAUUUUUUUAUCACUGAGAAUAAUGUGGAGAGCUCAGUGGCAAGUGACCUUGAAGUCAACUACAAAAAUAUCAAUAAGGUCCUAUGGGAGCCAUUUGUCGAGCCUUGGAAGUUUCAGAUAAGCAUGACAAGAACAGAGAAAGGAAAUGCUCUCCUGGACCCUUCUAUUAUGACUGAAUUUCACCUAUCAUCAACAGUGCCACUAAACUUAAACUGUACAGAAUCUGUUAUUGAGUGUAUUUUCAGGACUACUGAAAUGAUUAAUGAUGCUCGGCAUCUCAUAUCAUCUAUUGACCCUUGUGAAAUUCAGAAAUUCUCAAGCCCUCAGUUUACUGAUACUAUAAAUGGAGGGAUAUAUGCUCCCUACGUACUUCAAAACUUGACUUCUUUGCCCCUAGUUUACCAUGUUUUGAGAGGGCUGGUUAAUGUUGAUGAGUAUGAUAUGUCCGUAAUGGAGGAAGGAAAAUCUGUGGAACCAGGCGCUUCUGUUCCUAUUUAUCUUAUUGAAACCCCCGAGGAGCACCUUGUCCGGUUCAAAUCUGUACAGUCUUCUGAUCGGCUCAGUGACAAGCAAUCAAUCGGAGUAGGUCAUCAUUUUAUGAUCAUACAGCUAGAAGGGAUGUCUUUAUCUUCAGCUCCUGUUUCAAUGGAUCUUGUGGGAGUUACCUGUUUUGAGGUUGAUUUUUCAAAGGCUUCAAACAGCGUUGAAGUCAGUAAAGCAAGCGAAAUUUCGAAGUACAAUGCAAAAACUGAAAAGGCUGUUCAAUCUGAGACCAAUGAUGGUUUCACUGUCCCCGUUAUUUUUGAUGUUUCAAUGCAGCGCUAUAGCAAGUUACUACGAUUGUACUCAACGGUGAUACUGUCAAAUACAACGUCGCUGCCACUGGAGUUGAGGUUUGAUAUUCCAUUUGGAGUAUCUCCAAAGAUCUUAGAUCCUAUAAAUCCUGGACAAGAGGUUGCCCUACCUUUGCAUUUGGCUGAAACAGGUCGUUUAAGGUGGCGUCCACUUGGGAAUUCUUACUUGUGGAGUGAAUUGCAUGACCUUUCAAAUAUUCUUUCUCAGGAAAUCAAGCUCGAAUUUCUUAGAUCUUUUGUUUGUUAUCCAAGACAUCCAAGCAGCGAUCCAUUUCGAUGUUGCAUUUCAGUUCAAAAAACUAGUGUGCCAUCCUCUGGAAAGUCAAAGAAAAGCAUACCAUGCUAUCCUUCUAUCACUAAGAAGCAAUCAAUUGGAAUUUCUAAUGCUGAUUGGAAGCAGUCAAAGAAGAGAUUUAUUCAUCGGGUGACCUUAAGUACUCCAUUAGUGCUAAAUAGCUAUCUUCCAGAUGCAAUUUCGUUGACCAUUGAGAGUGGUGGGGUUACGCAUACUGCAUUGCUUUCAGAGGAAAAAACUUCAUUUCAUCACAUUGAUCCUUCACAUGACCUGAGUUUGGAGUUCUACAUUCAAGGCUUUAAACGUUCAGCUUUGAAAUUUCCACGUGCGGAAACAUUUAGUUUAAUGGCUCAGUUCCACGGAACCAAGUUCUUUCUAACUGAGACAAUGAUCUUUGAUCCUGAAUUAUCUAAUGGUCCACUCUAUAUUACUGUGGAAAAGAUGAUGGAUGCAUUCUCUGGUGCAAGAGAUAUCUUCAUUUGUGUCCCCUUUUUGGUGUAUAAUUGCACCGGUCUUUCACUCAUUAUUUCAGAGUCUGCAGCAGAAAUGGAAGGAAAUAACUACAGUAUCCCAUCAUGUUACUCAAUCGAGCAUGAAUAUCUUCAAGAUAAGAAACACGGUCUUAGUAUUUUUUCUUCUGACCAAGAUUUGCGUGGGAUAGGUCCACAAUUCAGGCAUCGAGGGAGGACUUUCAUGGAAAAUGCCAUUGUCUUCUCCAAGAAGAAAGUUAAUCCACUCUCAUAUACAUCUAUGAAACAGCCUCUCCCUUCUUCUCGUUCUUCAGUACCUUUAUACAGGAAUGAUUCAGUUAGUGAAAAAGCUUCUUCAUUUGUGUGCUCAACCAGUGAAUCAACAUCAAGAGAUUCUGCUCUUAUUGAAACUGUGCGUGGAAAGGUUGAACCAUGUAUGUUUUCUCCUUGUGCAAUUUCCCGUGCAGGUGAAUUUAUGGUCAGAGUAAGAAGGGGCUUGCAUGGAAAUGUUGUGGAAAAAGAACCAAACUCUUCAUGGUCAGAACCAUUUCUUCUUGUUCCACCAAGUGGAUCAAGCACCAUACUUGUACCUCAGCCAUCUCCCCAUGCUGCAUUUAUCAUAUCUGUGACUUCUAGUGCUGUUGGUGGACCGGUUGCUGGAAGGACACGAGCCAUCACUUUCCAGCCCAGAUAUGUUAUUAGCAACGCAUGCAGCCAAGAUUUAUGUUAUAAGCAGAAAGGAACUGAGGUUUAUGUUCAUUUGCGCAUUGGACAACAUUCUCAUCUUCACUGGACAGAUACAAGGAGGGAGUUACUGCUUUCCGUUCGAUUUGAUGAGCCUGGUUGGCAAUGGUCAGGAAGCUUCUUACCAGAUCAUAUUGGUGAUACACAAAUCAAAAUGAGAAAUCAUAUUUCUGGUACAAUAAGUAUGAUAAGAGUAGAAGUACAGAAUGCUGAUGUUUCUACUAGGGAUGAAAAUAUUGUUGGAAGCCUCAAUGGAGAUGCAGGGACAAAUUUGAUACUUUUGUCAGAUGAUAACACAGGGUUUAUGCCAUACAGAAUUGAUAAUUUCUCAAAGGAGAGAUUACGGAUUUUCCAGCAAAGGUGUGAAGCAUUUGAUACCAUUAUUCAUCCGUACACUUCUUGCCCUUAUGCAUGGGAUGAACCCUGUUAUCCACAUCGGCUAACUGUUGAGGUGCCUGGAGAGCGGGCUAUUGGGCUGUUUGAUCUUGAUGAUCUAAGGGAGUAUGCACCUGUACACUUAAAGUCAACUUCUGAGAAACCUGAAAGAACAUUGCUUUUGUCCAUCCAUGCUGAGAGAACAACUAAGGUGUUCAGCAUACUUGACUCAGCUUAUCAUAUUUUGGAAGAUGUGAGAGAUCCAAUUAAUUCUUGGUUUCAUUUGAAAAGUAAAUCUGAGCAGAAACCCAAAAUUUUUGUUGAUUAUAAAGAGAAAUUUUCUGUUUCGGUUUCAUGCAUUGGAAUCUCUUUGAUGAAUGCCAAUCCACAGGAAUUGCUUUUUGUCUCUGCAAAGGACAUUACUCUGAAUCUACUUCAGAGUCUGGAUCAACAAAAGCUUUCCUUUCAAAUGUCUUCAUUGCAAAUAGAUAACCAGUUGCAGACAACACCAUUUCCUGUUAUCCUGUCCUUUAAUCCAGAAUAUAGAAGUAGUGUGGCUGGUCAGAGAGCCAAAAAGGAUCUUACAAACCUGAAAAGUGAACUAAUGGGGCAAAUUUCAUCUGAAAGUGACUGUGAACCCGUUGUUGACCUAGCCAUUGCGACAUGGAGGAAGAAAGAUAUUUCCUUUGUUUCAUUUGAGUAUAUAAUGCUAAGUGUGGCAAAUUUUCGCCUUGAGCUUGAGCAGGAAUUUUUAUUAAGCUUGCUGAACUUCUUCAGAUCUGUAUCUUCAAGAUUCCAGAGCUCUGUUUUACCCAUUUCAGGUCCCUUAUGUUAUCCACUUAUGAACAAUACGGGGCUUACACACACACAGAAUUAUGAAUGUGACAAAACCAGAGACAAUAAUCUGCAUGGAAUCAAUUUUUUUAGAUUUAGUAAGAGAAACUCGAGCAGUUCAUAUCUACCUUCAGUGGUUCCAAUAGGAGCCCCUUGGCAAAAAAUUUACUUUUUGGCGAGAAGACAGAAAAAGAUCUAUGUAGAAUUGUUUGAUUUGGCACCCAUCAAUUUCACUUUGAGUUUUUCUAGUUCUCCGUGGCUGUCCAAUAAUGGUGUCCUUACGUUGGGAGAAUCACUUAUCCAUAGAGGUCUGGUGGCUCUUGCUGAUGUUGAGGGAGCUCGAAUUCAUCUCAAACAAUUGACAUUUUCGCAUCAGAUGGCUAGUUUGGAAUCUAUGCAGGAUUUACUCAUCAAGCAUUACACUCGUCAACUGCUUCAUGAGAUGUACAAGGUCUUUGGUUCUGCUGGUGUUAUUGGCAAUCCCAUUGGAUUUGCAAGGAGUUUGGCCCUUGGAGUCAAAGAUUUUUUAUCUGUUCCAGCCAGAAGCAUUUUGCAGAGCCCUACUGGACUAUUUGUAGGCAUGGCACAAGGCACAACCAGUCUCCUGAGUUACACAGUUUAUGCUUUAAGCGAUGCUGCCACCCAGUUCAGUAAAGCUGCACACAAGGGUAUUGUUGCGUUCACAUUUGAUGACCAAUCAAGAAUGGAGAAAAAACAGAUAGAUGUAGCUUCACACAGUAAAGGUGUAAUAAACGAAGUCUUUAAGGGACUUACAGGUCUCCUUCAGGCACCAAUUAAAGAAGCUGAGAAGCACGGUCUUCCUGGUGUCCUCUCAGGAAUAGCCUUUGGAGUAACUGGACUUGUGGCAAGACCAGCAGCUAGUAUUCUUGAGGUGACAGGAAAAACUGCAGAAAGUAUAAGAAACAGAAGUAAACUAUACCAAAUUAGAUCUCAACGCUACCGAGUCCGUAUUCCAAGACCCCUGAGUAGAGAAUUUCCUCUGAGACCUUAUUCUUUGGAAGAGGCAGUAGGAACAUCUGUUCUUACGGAGGUUGAUGAUGGCUUAAAGCUAAAGGAUGAAGUGUUUGUGAUGUGCAAAUUACUUAAACAGGCUGGCAAGUUUGUCGUGGUGACGGAACGACUCAUUCUUAUAAUUAGCUGUCCCAGUUUGGCAGACUUAGGGAAGCCUGAUUUUCGAGGUUUUCGGGUUGAGCCAGAGUGGUUAGUGGAAUCAGUAAUAGGCUUGGAUAGUGUAAUCCAUGCAGAUACUGCGGAAGAGAUGGUACACAUCGUUGGGAGCAGUUCAGAUUCGUUGCAGAGACAUAACCAGCAUCCUUUGAAAAAAGGUGGAGGAACAAGGACGAAGCAGUGGAGCAGUGAUUCUAGUCGGCUUCCGCUUUUCCAGACCAACUUAGAAUUGGCAUCGAAGAAAGAUGCAGAUGAGUUACUAGAGAUUCUGUCUAUACUGGAAAAGGGAAAGGGACAGGGAUGUGGCAGUGCAAAUAUUCUACAUAGAAGAAUUGUAUGUUUGAAGGAGAAUCCUUACGUGUUCCUUGGUCCCAAUCAGCAUUAGACUGGAUUUUUUGCUUAAAUGUGAUUCUUUUUUGUUUUACAUCUUUACCAUGUAGUUCUCAUCUCCUCUGCACUGUACAUACACACUGUAUAUUUGUAUAUAAUAGGCCGAAUGCGUUUUGUUA